AUUUAAACAACCUUUUCUUUAAAAAGUCACAACGUUGUUCAUUACCUCGUCUUUUUCUAUCAUGUUUUAUCCGUAGCAACCUCAACGGUCUCUUCAUAUUCAAUAUUCAAUCAUACUUAUCAACUAUAAAACCCACUUCACACGUUCCUUGUUCCUCGUAGUUUUCAAACUCAUUCACACUGUCAUAACUAUAGCUACUAGUACUAUGUUGGAAUAUGUUGAAAGAGAUUGAAUUGAAUAAUAUUGUGUCUUUUGCUACUACCCCUUUUGAAUUUUGAGUUAGAAAAUCAAUUUUUUUGGUUAAAAAUGGAAACUUUAUGCAACAAGAGUGAAAAUUUUCAAAAGAAAAAAAAUGGGUCUUGUACUUCUACUGGUUCAUGUUCUUCAGAUUUAACUGAACAAGCAAAAAAAGUUAAUGGGUGUUCAUCUUCUCUUCCUAUUAAGAAGGCUAUUGUCUCUAAAUGCAGCAAAUCAGAUGAAAAAGAAAAUGAACCUGUUUCUCAAGUAGAAGAUAAAAAAGUACUUACUAGUAGUAUCUGUUCAAAAAUUUCUGGAUCAUCAGGAGUUGAUAUGAUGAAGGAGAGGUUUGCAAAAUUGCUGCUUGGUGAAGAUAUGUCAGGUUCUGGAAAAGGAGUUAGCACUGCUAUGGCCAUCUCAAAUGCUAUUACUAAUUUGUGUGGGACUGUAUUUGGGCAAUUAUGGAGACUAGAACCUGUACCUUGUGAAAAGAAAGAAAAGUGGCAAAGAGAAAUGGAUUGGCUUCUUUGUGUUGGUGAUCAUAUUGUUGAGUUAAUGCCUUCUUGGCAAACAUUUCCAGAUGGUAGUAAGCUAGAGGUAAUGACUUGCAGACCAAGAUCAGAUAUUUUUAUCAAUCUUCCAGCUCUGCGUAAACUCGACAACAUGCUUCUUGAAAUAUUAGAUAGUUGCACAUCUAUGGAGUUUUGGUAUGUUGACCAAGGAAUUGUGGCACCAGAUGCAGAAGGAUCAGCCUCUUUUCGGAAAAGAAAUCAGCGACAAGAGGAGAAAUGGUGGCUCCCCGUACCUCGUGUUCCCCCUACUGGUCUCAGUGAGAGUUCAAGAAAGAAGUUGACUCACACACGCGAAUGCGCUAGCCAAAUACUAAAAGCAGCUAUGUCUAUAAACAGCAUUGCUUUAGGGGAUAUGGAAGUUCCAGAGUCGUAUUUGGAAUCACUUCCUAAGAAUGGAAGAACUUGCUUGGGGGAUUUUAUCUAUCGAUACAUCACAUCAGACCAAUUCUCUCAGGAAUGCUUGCUUGACUGCAUAGACCUUUCCAAUGAACAUGUUGCACUAGAGAUCGCUAACCGUUUGGAAGCUGCAAUUUAUGUAUGGCGCCGAAAAUCUCACUCUAGACCUCCACUUUAUCCUAUCCGUUCAACUACUAAGUCAUCGUGGGAGAUUGUGAAAGACUUUAUGGUUGAUGGAGAUAAGAGAGAUUUGCUUGCAGAGAGAGCUGAAAGUAUUCUACUUUCACUUAAGCAACGUUUCCCGGGUUUAAGUCAAACUACAUUGGAUACCAGCAAGAUCCAGUACAACAAGGAUGUUGGCAAAUCAAUCCUAGAAAGCUAUUCAAGAGUUUUGGAGAGUAUGGCAUUUAACAUAGUAGCUCGUAUCGAUGAUUUACUAUAUGUUGAUGACAUAACCAAACAUUCAGAUAGGUUUCCAUUAGCUCCAAUGGUUAACAUGGUUUCACAAAAGAAAGUUUCACAACAAUCACUAGUGUCUGUCUCAGACACUCAACACAACAAAACAACAUUUGGUACACCAAGUUGUUCACCUGUUGUGCCACUAAUUAGUCCUACAAAGGCUGAGAUAACUCCUUUUAUUCGCGAUAUGAUUAAACCUCAACGCCGCGGUUUCGGUGUGAAGAGAGUGUUGUCAAAUUAUCUUGGAGGAGAUAUGAAAGCAACAAAGGUAUUUAGUAACUUAGCUCAUGAGUUGAAUGGUUCAAAUGCAAGUUGCAAUCAAGAAUCAUGUGCCAUGAAGAGCAAGACAAAAUGAUCUCGUGGAAGAAUUAGAGAAGAAAUUUUCUUUAUUUAUUUAUUUACGGCUUUAUGCAUAUUUUUCAUUGUAUCAUUUACUAGUAUAGUAGUAUGUAUUGUUUAUUGAGUGCAAAGAAAAAAUAGUUGAAAUCUGAAAGGGUUCAGUUCAGUUCAUAGAACCAAUUGUAUUGUGAUUUGAGAGUGAGUUCAAUGAUUUGUGUAUAAGAACUCGAUUUAUGCAUUGGUUAAUUCAUAAAUUUAUUUAUUUAUUCAUU
This is a messenger RNA of Trifolium pratense (red clover), 2275 nucleotides long. Its product is annotated as rop guanine nucleotide exchange factor 7-like. The transcript has 7 exons. Gene Ontology annotation, molecular function: guanyl-nucleotide exchange factor activity. Bases 307 to 2019 code for a protein of 570 amino acids. The record is from RefSeq and is a predicted model, not a curated record. NCBI's taxonomy places the organism in Eukaryota, Viridiplantae, Streptophyta, Magnoliopsida, Fabales, Fabaceae.